Cornus florida is the source of this 2899-nucleotide messenger RNA. RefSeq names its product exocyst complex component EXO70E2. Bases 765 to 2732 code for a protein of 655 amino acids. Gene Ontology annotation, cellular component: exocyst. The record is from RefSeq and is a predicted model, not a curated record. The transcript has a single exon. Gene Ontology annotation, biological process: exocytosis. Gene Ontology annotation, molecular function: phosphatidylinositol-4,5-bisphosphate binding. Lineage: Eukaryota; Viridiplantae; Streptophyta; Magnoliopsida; Cornales; Cornaceae.
AGAGUAAAAAUAUGGUCAAAGCAACAAAGCCGUGCAAGAAAGAAAAGUCUUGAGAAGAUCAUCAAAGUUGCAGAGAUCAGCCACUAGAGAAUAUUGUUGUUUCUUGAAAGUUCUGAGUGGUAGAUUGUAGCUACAAAAGGGGUCAGUCUUGAUUUUUCCAUCUUGACUUGUUUCUCUCCUUGAAAAAUCACUUCAAUAUAUACAUACAUAACACAUAUAUAGAUCUUGUUCUUAAGUGGAGUCAUUAUUUUAUUGCAUCAAUCUUGCUUUGAAGAUUUGUGCAUCUUUAGCUUCCAUGGAUUGUUGUUCAUGCCAAUUAGCUUAGAAAUUCAUUUUCUUGUGCUAUAAUCUAUGUGAUUUUGUCCGCAGGAAGCUCAUUGUUCUUUCUUUUGCCUUUUCUUUGAUAAUACCCUCCAAAAAAUUGAGAUUGGAUUAGGUCGAUCUUUAUUGAAUUCUUAGUAAGAUUGGUUUUGGAUCAUAUCUUCCAUUGUUUGAUCCUAUCAUAUUGUGGUCCUUAUAGUUCCUUUCCAGUAUGCAACUUUCUGAGUAAUUUGGCUCUCUUUUAGUGAAUAUUCUAGGGUUCUACUAUUGGGAAAUUCCUAAAUUUUCUGUUGAUUGUAAUAUUGGGGGCAUAUGAGUGAUUUUUGGUUAGAAAAAUAGGGUUUUAGCUUUCAAUUUAAGUGGUUAACUUUCAAUUUCUGGUUUCGAAAAGAGGUGUUAGGUUUCCUGUGAUUCCUUGUGAUUUUGGGAUUGUCUCUUAUGCUAUGGGAGACUGUAAAUCUGUUAUUUCAAUGUUGGAAGGAGAAGAAAACUUGAUUGCUGCGGCGCAGCACCUCGUACAGGCACUGGAGACGAACAAGAAUUUGACGAAUGAUACGAGGAAAAUCUUGGCAGAUCUAGGCACCCAAUUGUCCUCCAUGUCUAAAGUGAAAGAAAGCAAGGAUGAGGAGGGGUUUGGUGAGAUUGAAGAAAGGUUAAAUGUUGUUCAGGAUAAGGUCAUGAAUUGGGAGGCGGAUCAGUCUAUGAUAUGGGAUAGUGGCCCUGAAGAAGCUUAUGAGUAUGUGAAGGCUGUGGACGAAAUCCGGAAGCUGACUGAAAGCUUAGAGUCUUUGCGUUUGAGUAAAGAUAGUGAGGAGAAUGAGCUUCUCAGGAGGGCUCACGAUGUUCUUCAGACUGCGAUGGCAAGACUUGAGGAAGAGUUCAGGCACCUGCUUGUUCAAAACAGGCAACCCUUUGAGCCUGAACGGAUGUCUUUCCGUUCGAAUGAGGAGGAUGUUGUGGAUGAGGGCUCAAUUGUCUCUUUUGGUGAUGAUUCGGUUGAGGAAGUGAUUCAGAGAGAUAGUAUGAGCAGAAGCUCUGAGGAGUUCAUCAUUGAUUUGGUCCAAUCGGAUGUGAUUCCUGAGCUCAAAUGCAUUACUCAUUUAAUGUUUGAUUCAAAUUAUGAUCAGGAAUGUUGCCAGGCCUUUAUUAGUGUCCGAAAAGAUGCCUUGGAUGACUGCAUAUUCAUUCUUGAAGUGGAGAAAUUGAGCAUUGAGGAUGUGCUAAAGAUGGAAUGGAGCACCCUGAAUACAAAAAUCAGGAGAUGGAUGCGGGCUAUGAAGAUCUUUGUGCGAGUCUAUCUUGCCAGUGAGAAAUGGCUGAGCGACCAGAUCUUUGGGGAGCUUGACUCAGUUAGUUCUGCUUGUUUUGUAGAGGCAUCAAAAGCCUCAAUGUUGCUGUUUCUGAAUUUCGGCGAAGCCAUAGCCAUUGGCCCCCACCAACCAGAGAAAUUAUUUCGCAUUCUUGACAUGUAUGAGGUGCUAGCAGAUCUUACUCCAGAUAUAGAUGCUUUAUACAACAAUGAGAUUGGUUCUUAUGUUAGAACCGAAUGCCAAGAUGUUUUAAGGAGACUGGGUGAUUGUGUGAAGGCAACAUUUCUUGAAUUUCAGAAUGCCGUUGCUUCUAACAUAUCAUCAAACCCUUUUGCUGCUGGUGGAAUUCAUCAUCUGACUAGGUAUGUCAUGAAUUACCUCAGGACUCUCAUGGAUUACAGUGACUCUCUUAAUGUGGCCCUCAAGGACCAGGACAGGGAAGAGCCCCCCAAAUCAGUUUCACCAGAUAUGAGUCCAGUUGACGAUGAAGAUUCCACAAGCGGAAGAUUUUCUUGUUGUUUCUCACCAAUGGCUCUACACUUCCGAUCCCUCAUUUCCAUUCUAGAAUGCAACCUUGAGGAUAAAGCCAAGUUAUACAAGGAUGACUCUCUCCGGCACCUUUUUUUGAUGAACAAUAUACAUUACAUGGCUGAGAAAGUUAAGGGUUCUGAGUUAAGAACUAUCUUGGGAGAUGAUUGGAUUCGCAAGCACAUAGGGAAAUUCCAACAGCUCGCAAUGAACUAUGAGAGAGCCACUUGGAGUUCAAUCCUCUCCUUACUCAAGGAUGAGGGGAUUCAGCACCACGGUUCAAAUUCCUUUUCAAAAUCUCUUCUCAAGGAGAGGCUCCAAAACUUCUACCUUGCUUUCGAGGAGGUUUAUAAAAGCCAAACCGGAUGGUUAGUAGCAGAUAGUCAGCUUCGAGAAGAUCUACGAAUCUCAACAUCCCUUAAGGUGAUCCAGGCCUACCGGACAUUUGUAGGAAGACAUCUCAACCAUAUUAGUGACAAGCACAUUAAGUAUAGUGCUGAUGAUCUAGAGAAUUUCCUCUUGGACUUCUUCGAGGGAGCUCCAAGAUCAUUACAUAAUUGCCACUGGAAGUGAUAUCCGAGAGGGUAUACUCCGGGAUAAUCUACUGAAAUGGUAUGGUACAUCCUCUCUCUCCCAAUAUAUGUAAUGCAAUAAGGCUAAAAGGAUUGUGGCGUUGUAAUAUCUUGUGUUCACUUUGUUGUGAUAGUAAAAAUUGGUGUUAUCAACACACAUUGGUUUAA